Messenger RNA from Oncorhynchus kisutch (coho salmon), 1073 nucleotides. RefSeq lists its product as uncharacterized. The transcript has 4 exons. Lineage: Eukaryota; Metazoa; Chordata; Actinopteri; Salmoniformes; Salmonidae. The coding region runs from base 178 to 513 and encodes 111 amino acids. The record is from RefSeq and is a predicted model, not a curated record.
AUUAGCAGCGAAGGACGGAUAUUUCCGGCUACAUAGGUUAGUUACCAUGCCAACUUAGACAGACUCUACUCUGUCUAUUGAGACGCGGACAUUUUUUAACCAUUUAUUCGUUUAUUGUGCAGUCUUUGUUUAAGGAAGAUACGUGUGACUAUUUAUUUCAAAUAAACUGCCAACAGGAUGUUUGGUUGUGAGGAACGACGUUCCAAAAACAAACUUGUGCAGAGGGCGAGAGACAGAAUCAAGAAAGAUGGCGAGAUGACAAACCGCAUUGCAGAGCUGGACAGUAUCUGUGGUGUGAUGCAAAAGGCUGAGUUUGAGGGCUCCACCCAGGCUGGUUCCAUGAAGACCCUGAAGCUGAGAGAGCUGACCCAGCAGAGAGAGACUGAGCUGGGAAAGACUGCUCUGACGAUGGUCCGUAGAGCAGCACUGCAGGCCCUCCUGGAGCAUGAGAGACAGCAGUAUGUCAUAGAGCUCAACAGACUGGGCAAGACCAUCUACAAACAGAGAGUCUAGACUCUAGUCUCUACUAGACCCAUAACAACACCAAAGACCAUCUGAAGUUUAUGCUGAAAGCCAUCUAGCAGCUAGGAUGUGUGAACAAAUAUAGAAUACUUUGAAGUAUUAACUCACAACCAUCUACAGGCAUCUUAUUUUCAAUCAGACCUUUUUUUAUUUAUGUAAAUACAACGACGUAAAACUGUAAUCCUAAAGAUAAAACACAUAUUAAUGUGUGUUUUAUCUUUAGGAUUACAGUUUUACAUCGUAUUUCCAUAAAUAAAAAAAGGUCUGAUCUGUACAGAAGCAGAGUGGAUAAACUGAUUCUGUAAAUGUACACUUUUAAGCAAUUUACAUUCCAGUAAACGAAUUACUGGGCCUCAUGUCACCUUAACAAAACAGGAAUUUGUGUGACAGUCAGGGAGGUAGCACUGUACAUAAACAAAACACAUACAGUGGGGAAAAAAAGUAUUUAGUCAGCCACCAAUUGUGCAUGUUCUCCCACUUAAAAAGAUGAGAGGCCUGUAAUUUUCAUCAUAGGUACACUUCAACUAUGACAGACAAAAUGAGAAAAAAAA